Molecule: messenger RNA, 644 nt
Organism: Medicago truncatula (barrel medic)
Lineage: Eukaryota; Viridiplantae; Streptophyta; Magnoliopsida; Fabales; Fabaceae
Exons: 2
Coding region: 162-524 (120 amino acids)
Source: RefSeq, a predicted model, not a curated record
UACAAUACAGGUGUGUACUACUGGAAGAUGCAGAUGUAUCAAAAGCAUUGAUUGAAUAUGCCUCUCGGACGGGAAUUGAGCAUUUGGUUCUUGGCUCCUCAACAAGAGCUAAUUUGCUUGAAAGAUUCAAGGUAUUCGAUAUUCCUGGAACAGUGUCAAAAAUGGCACCAAAUUUUUGCACAGUUUAUGUCAUUAAUAAAGGAAAGAUUCAAUCGAUGCGAUCUGCCUCUCGUCCUGCUCCAAACAUUUCCCCUCUGCAAGUUAACCAAACUACCAUCGAACUAUACCAAUCAAAUACAACUGAAAUGGAGGAAGAAACACAUGGAUCAGAAGGUCCACGACAUGCAGAUGCAAGAACAAAUGAUCAAAGUACAAUUCUGCAGGUAUUGGAUGCUUUGCAAAAGCUGCAGGGAAGCGUCACUCAGUUAGAGCAGACAGUGGCUACCAGGAUAGAGGCAGUGGGGGAUCGUCUUGAGAAGGUAGAAGACAAAGUUGGCAUUCUUCAUCAACAAGCAAAAGACUGAGUAAAUCGUCAAAGCAUGACCUUAAUUCUUAACUUUUUUAUGUUUCUAUUUACGCAAAUCUCCAUGUUUUUCUAAUUUCCUCAUAGUAGUUUGUUUUGACUUUGAUUGUUUUAAAACAAA